Messenger RNA from Colletotrichum orchidophilum, 177 nucleotides. RefSeq lists its product as uncharacterized. NCBI's taxonomy places the organism in Eukaryota, Fungi, Ascomycota, Sordariomycetes, Glomerellales, Glomerellaceae. Bases 1 to 177 code for a protein of 58 amino acids. The transcript has a single exon. The record is from RefSeq and is a predicted model, not a curated record.
AUGAGUCCUGCAGCCAAAAUUGCUGUUUUGGUCCUCAUGCUUACCUUGCUCCUCUGCGCUAUUGUGUACUUCGCCCGCAACCAGAUUCACACCUUCGCCACGAUUUUGGCCCAUCACCGAGCGGCGCGCAAGGAGGCUUCGACAACUGAAGCUGCCUCUAACGAAACUACUGUCUAG